Messenger RNA from Neomonachus schauinslandi (Hawaiian monk seal), 2839 nucleotides. It is a transcript of the gene RNF26, whose product is annotated as ring finger protein 26. The record is from RefSeq and is a predicted model, not a curated record. Gene Ontology annotation, biological process: protein ubiquitination; ubiquitin-dependent protein catabolic process. NCBI's taxonomy places the organism in Eukaryota, Metazoa, Chordata, Mammalia, Carnivora, Phocidae. The transcript has a single exon. Gene Ontology annotation, molecular function: ubiquitin protein ligase activity. Bases 573 to 1877 code for a protein of 434 amino acids.
CGCACACAAGAUGGCGGCGCCCAGCGGAGUAGAGGCCGCGUUUGGGGUUUGCUGAGGCUGACUCCCUUUCCCACUACCCCUUUGGACGCAAAGCGCCGCGAGCCCAGAGGACGGGGGCCGGGCGGGGACAGGGGUACCUGCGUAGCUGGACCGCGAGCCCGCGCCCAGCCUGCGCCGCCCCCCCCCGGCCCCGGCCCGAAACCAUCCGUUCCCGGCCUCCUCUCGGUCCGACCCACUGCCCGGCCGUGGUUCGCCACCACCAGGCCUCCAAAGCUGAGCUCUCUCCUCCAGCCCGGGCUCACCUCCACUUUAGAGAUGUUUGGCCUCUUCCCUCCCAGACAGCCCGCCUUCAAAACCGGGACUCCUGGACUGGCGCCUGGCCCCCUUUCCCUCCACUGAGACUCCACCUCGCUCUAACCCAGUUCUUCCUCAGAUUCUUGGUUCUCCCUGGCUUGGAGACUGCUCACUUCCCUUCCAAAUUAAUCCCUGACGUCCCCAAAUAUUAUCAGCCUUGACACCCCCCCUCAGCCUAGAGCCAGACUUCCUUUUGGAUUAACCUCCACAGCCCUAUCAUGGAGGCUGUGUACAUGGUAGUGAAUGGGGUGGGCCUUGUGCUGGACCUGCUGACCUUGGUGUUGGACCUCAACUUCCUGCUGGUGUCCUCCCUCCUGGCUUCCCUGGCCUGGCUCCUGGCCUUCAUCUACAACCUGCCACACACGGUACUGACUAGUCUUUUGCACUUGGGCCGCGGAGUCCUGCUUUCAUUGCUGGCCUUGAUUGAAGCCUUGGUCCGGUUCACCUUUGGGGGCUUGCAGGCCUUGUGUACCUUGCUGUACAGCUGCUGCUCUGGCCUGGAGAGCUUAAAGCUCCUGGGGCACCUGGCCUCUCACGGGGCACUGAGGGGCCGGGAGAUACUGCACCGGGGUGUCCUCAAUGUGGUCUCCAGUGGCCAUGCUUUGCUGCGCCAGGCCUGUGACAUCUGUGCCAUUGCCAUGAGCCUGGUGGCCUACGUGAUCAACAGCCUGGUCAACAUCUGCCUCAUCGGCACUCAGAACCUUUUCUCCCUGAUGCUGGCCCUGUGGGACGCAGUGACGGGGCCACUGUGGAGGCUGACGGACGUUGUAGCUGCCUUCCUAGCCCACAUUUCCAGCAGUGCCGUGGCCAUGGCCAUCCUUCUCUGGACCCCCUGCCAGCUAGCACUGGAGCUCCUAGCGUCAGCUGCCCGCCUCCUGGCCAGCUUCGUGCUUGUCAACGUCACCGGCCUGGUGCUGCUGGUUUGCGUGCUGGCAGUGAUGGUGACCGUCCUGCACCCGGACCUCACCCUGAGACUGGCCACCCGGGCGCUCAGUCAGCUCUGUGCCUGGCCGUCCUACCACCGGCUCCGAGAGGAUGUCGUGCGGCUGUCUCGCCUAGCCCUGGACUUGGAGGCCUGGCGCCGGGUCUGGAGCCGCAGCCUGCAGCUGGCCACCUGGCCGAACCGGGGAGGGGCUCCUGGGGCCCCUCAGGGCGGCCCUAGGAGGGUGCCUUCAGCCAGGACCUGGCGACAGGACACUCUCCCCGAAGCAGGGCUCAGAUCGGAGGCCGAAGAGGAGGAAGAGGUCAGGACGGCCAGAGGAACACCUGCCCGCGGCCGGGAGAGGCUCAAUGAGGAGGAGUCUGUAGCUGGGCAAGACCCCUGGAAGUUGCUCAAGGAGCAAGAGGAGCGGAAGAAGUGUGUCAUCUGCCAGGACCAGAGCAAGACGGUGCUGCUUCUGCCCUGUCGGCACCUCUGUCUGUGCCAGGCUUGCACCGAAAUCCUCAUGCGCCACCCCAUCCACCACCGCAACUGCCCGCUCUGCCGCCGGGGCAUUCUGCAGACCCUCAACGUCUACCUCUGAAGACUCCUUGCCCGCCUGCCCGCCCUUCCGUGCUCCGUGAGGCCACCUGCGCUAGGACAGCUUUAACACCUGACCUCUCAGUUCCUGGCCUGAAGCCCCUCCCGCCCCCAUGGCCGUCACGCCGAGCCUCCCAGCCGUACGUCGGGACGCUGAGACAGGAUAACUCUGGAAGACUGUGAGCUGGGUGGAGCUGGGUAACAGCUCUUCCUUACCCAGUGCGUCCCUGUGUGAUGGCAGAGGUGGUGAGUGUGUCACUAUGCAAGGCCCUGAGACUGCUGUGGACUCCCCUCCAGCUUGCCAGGGCCCAUCCAGAUGCCAACCUCUGGGGCUCCCCCUCUCCUUCUGGUUUUUCUGUUGGGGACUUGCAGGUCCUCUCCCCGGCCCCUCCCCGUUUCCUCCCCAGCUUCUGCAGCCACCACACAUCACUGUCGUUCGGAUGUUUUGGUAACUCAAGGGCCUUGGAACGAACUUGAACCUUUGCUUUCAGCCAGAGCACCUGUGCGCUGGUAGGCCUUGGGGAUAGUAGCUCUCAGGUGCCCUUCGAGUUACCCCUUCUGCCUGUCUUGAUCUUCUGAGGCUUCCUCCCAACCUGAUCCAACAGCGAGGAUCAAGAGUUUACCCCUUUGCGGGGUGGGUGUCUGCACCUGGCUUCGGGACCAUAUUACCCUCUGGCACCCCAGCUCCACUGGGAGCCUCAGGAGGGAUAACCAGAUUUCUACUCCUACCCCUUUCACUCCCCACAUCACAGAGAACAGUGGCAUUUCCCUUCUGUUUGUCUCUCCCUGGCACUGGGGAGGGCAGACUGUGCACAUUUCACUAGGGUCCAAAUACGGAAGGGGCCAGCCUAGGAGUAGGCAGCUCCCUGAUGGGUCUCUCUGGCCCAGUUUCUGGUGAAUAAAUUUCUGUUGACAGCUCUGACAGCCUCGGUGUGCAUCCUUACAGGGCUGAGCAGUUGGUCAGGG